Molecule: messenger RNA, 1856 nt
Organism: Blastomyces dermatitidis ER-3
Lineage: Eukaryota; Fungi; Ascomycota; Eurotiomycetes; Onygenales; Ajellomycetaceae
Exons: 1
Coding region: 584-751 (55 amino acids)
Source: RefSeq, a predicted model, not a curated record
UCUUAUCCCUUUUUGGGUGUACACCCCUUCUAUUCCUCGAUUUUCUCUCCUUCAACUCUUUGUUUUAUUCGGAGGAGAAUCUGGCAGAAAGCCCAUUUCGGCUGCUUCAGAAAAAGUGACGGUGCUGAUGUUAGUGCACAUAAUUCACAAUAUCUGCACGUCAUCGUUCGCACGUGUGGACCUAAUCCAACAAUGGCUAAGUGGUGCUGGCACACAAUAUUGCUAGGUAAUUACUCUCUUUCUCUUCCACCUGGGCGCUCUACCAACCUACGCGAUGUUCAAACAUCGGUUCAAUCCUUGAACAUGCUUCGCAGCGUGACUCCAAAGAAAUAGACAACUCUUCAUGUCAGGAGUUUCGGACCGCAUCUAGCCGCGAUCGACGAUAAAUAAUGCUUCGGAAGAACAGGCCCAAGCGGACAGGGCUAAGAAAGAGCUCACGCUUGAUCAAGCUCUGUCGAGCUGAACUGCGGAAACGACGAUGAUCAGUAUUCGGGGAGGCUAUAGAAUCGGGAAUUUAUUCCCAACUUGUGUAACCCUGCCAUCAGCAUUCUGACCACCUAUCCUCGGAACUUUUAUAUCAGCCAUGAGAAUUAAUGCUAGCAAUGAGGCGUCCACAAACUACCCGUUCAAAUAUACGACAGCAUUACUCGAGGAGAACCGUAGAAUGCUCAACAUUGAGUCUUGCUUCGGAAAUACGGUGCACAUAUCAUAUCCGGAUGCGCAUGAGUUCCGUUCCCCUUGGGAGGCAUAACGACUGAUUUCAGAACAUUUCCCACAGCACAAAACUUUUCUCAGCCUCACUCGUUAGUCGCAAAAUAAAAUUAAGCUGCAGAACUUAUGUUCGUGGGGUUAAAGCAUUAUUCCUAUUUUCAUUGGUGCUCCAUCCGCCUCAGAACCAUGGAAUCCAUCUGAUCAUGUCCUACCAAAUCGGGAUAUUGGAUUAAUCAACGUACAGUUUGUGCCCAAGCCCACUUCAAUACAAGAAUCCGGGGUUUUCCUUAGGCACUAGCUUCGAAAGACGCCCAGCCAUUCGCGAUAUUGGCCUGCUUUAGGGUUAGUGAAACAAAUUUUGCAAGUUAUUCGAAGUUCUGGAGAUUUCAUACACGGCUGCGGGGAAAGGAAGACCUUCUUCUCAUGAGGUGCCGUUUCCAGACAUUUGGUCUCACAGACACAGCUAUUUACCGGAUUUGACCGAAGGCUAGCAUUGAAUCAUUUUUCUGUUCUGCAGGAGGAGUUGGUUGAUCCUAGUUAAAAAAAACCUCCGGGCUACGACACGCAAUGUUCUGCCACCUUUGGUGUUCGGACUUAAAAAAUCUACGCGUUUCAUGGUAUAGUCGCGAUGGAGGACACAAGAGAGCAUUCUAUUCCAUUACCACAUUUUAUGACUGUCCAUGUUUGCCUGAGACGAAUGGCGAUAAAACCUGAGAUGAUGCCUUCCCUCCUUGCAAGAGUCGGCAAGCCUUUGUAAUAAGUCGCUUUCUCAAGGAGAUCAUGCAACCUGGGGUAAAGCGAUUAGCUAGGGAAACAUUUCAUAGAUAUAUUCACCAAAAGAGUUCAAACCAGGACAAUAAGGGUGAACACUAACGUGCUUAAAUAUUGGACGAUUAUGAACGAUCCGCGGGCGCUAACAAAUCGUCACUGUUAAACCAGAAAUCAUCUAAGGACCACGCAAUGGCUAAUAAACACAAUUUUAUAAAUUCUAGUGUGCUAAAAUAUAAUUUAUUGCCUUCCGCCAAAUUCGGCAUUUGAAUGAAGAGAAAUCACUUUCCAGCGUAGCUGAGAGCCCGCCAUCCUAUCAUACUGUUAGGAACGCACCGGAAUCACUUAAGCCCAUCUAGAAAAUGUUGACUGCUUUC